Messenger RNA from Gongylonema pulchrum, 357 nucleotides. Lineage: Eukaryota; Metazoa; Nematoda; Chromadorea; Rhabditida; Gongylonematidae. The record is from the annotation of a GenBank genome assembly.
GCGAUAUGUUGAUUUGGCUCGGCCCGAAACAACAUUUCGAAAUUACAUGUCAAAUGUGUGGAGCAAACCAAAAGCGCUCGCCAGAUCUGCUUCAUACACCAACCUUACUUAUAUUAAGGAGGCAGAGCACGAUUUUCCGAUUCGUCGCUCGACAUCCGUGUCUUCGCUCGCGCCAUCCUUAGCGCUUCCGCAGCACUAUCGACAGCCAGAACGGAUCGUACACACUUUACCUGUUUAUAAGCCACAGAUUCAUAACUGGUACAACAACGCCUACAGCAAGGCAAAAUGGAUUGUUCGUAUUUUUUUUUUUGUAGUAUUUUUAUGCAUUACUCCGCAUUAUGUACACCUCCAAUAAAU